CGGGGCGUGGGGGAGCAUAUGGCUAAAGUGACGAGCACGGGGGAUGCAAGAGAUGACGAGUCUGUGCCUCAGGACGUGGAGAUGGAGGAGGUGAAUGAGGUGGAUCCAUGCAAGUCCAUGACUAGUCAGGAGUCUGUGAUUCAGAAAAGUGGAGCGUGGGUGUCUGAGACCCAGGAGAGAGGAGGCCACGGGGCUGUGACACAGGAAGAAGAAAUGCAGACGUCAGAGACACAGGACGCUCGAUCUCAAGUUGGUGGAGCAUUGGAAAUUGGUGCGGAGGAGACCACAGCACCAGAGGCUGGAGCUCAGCAAGUUCUGAUACAGGAGGUUGGAGCUCUGAAGACUGUCACGCAGGAGGCUGGAGCUCAGAAGACCGACACCCAGGAGGCUGGAGCUCAGAAGACCGACACUCAGGAGGCUGGAGCCCAGAAGACCGUCACGCAGGAGGCUGGAGCUCAGAAGACCCUCACGCAGGAGGCUGGAGCUCAGAAGACCGAUACGCAGGAGGCUGGAGCUCAGAAGACCGUCACGCAGGAGGCUGGAGCUCAGAAGACCGUCACGCAGGAGGCUGGAGCUCAGAAGACCGUCACGCAGGAGGCUGGAGCUCAGAAGACCGACACUCAGGAGGCUGGAGCUCAGAAGACCGACACGCAGGAGGCUGGAGCUCAGAAGACCGUCACGCAGGAGGCUGGAGCUCAGAAGACCGACACCCAGGAGGCUGGAGCUCAGAAGACCGACACGCAGGAGGCUGGAGCUCAGAAGACCGUCACGCAGGAGGCUGGAGCUCAGAAGACCGACACCCAGGAGGCUGGAGCUCAGAAGACCUUCACGCAGGAGGCUGGAGCUCAGAAGACUGUCACACAGGAGGCUGGAGCUCAGAAGACCGACACUCAGGAGGCUGGAGCUCAGAAGACCGACACCCAGGAGGCUGGAGCUCAGAAGACCGUCACGCAGGAGGCUGGAGCUCAGAAGACCGACACCCAGGAGGCUGGAGCUCAGAAGACCGACACUCAGGAGGCUGGAGCUCAGAAGACCGUCACGCAGGAGGCUGGAGCUCAGAAGACCGUCACGCAGGAGGCUGGAGCUCAAGAGACUGGGACCCGUCCGACCAAACGGCGGCGGUUGGGGUCUGGUGACAGCUCCCGGAGCAGCGACACCAUCCAGGACGUGAGCUCGGUGUGCAGUGGAGCAUUUUUCCUGGCCGAGAUGCUCGUGGAGUACAAGUGGCCUUCGGACGACGGGGGCGAGUACUACAUGCUCCAGGAGCAGAUCAGCGAGUAUCUUGGGGUCACCUCCUUCAAGCGCAAAUACCCAGACCUGGAGCGGCACGACCUGUCACACAAGGAGAAGCUCCACCUGCGCGAGCUCAACGUCAUCACGGAGACACAGUGCACGCUGGGGCUGACGGCGCUGCGCAGCGACGAGGUCAUCGACCUACUGAUGAAGGAGUACCCCACCAAGUACGCCGAGUACGUGACCGUGCUACAGGACCGCGAGCGGCAGAGGAUCACCGACCGCUACAAGGAGUACUCGCAACAGCAGAGCAACCAGAAGGUGGAGCCGGGCAAGGCCCCCGAAUACAUGAAGAAGGCCGUGCGCAAGGCGGCCGAGUACAACCUCAACCUGAACCGCGAGCGCCUGGAGGAGCGGCGCGCCUACUUCGACCUGCAAACGCACACAAUCCAGUUCCCGUAUGGCAAGUACAAGGCCAUCGCGCCCGACAAGACCAAGGUCGGGUCCUACCCUGUUGCCCUCAUUCCGGGCCAGUUCCAGGAGUACUACAAGAGGUACUCGGCGAGCGAACUGCGCUACCUCCCGGUGAACACGGCACUCUACGCGCCGCCGCUCGACCCUGAGCUGCCGGCGCCCGACAGCGACGGCGCCGACUCGGACGACGACGGAGACGGAGACACGCAGGGGCGACGCGGGGACGACUCGACCUCCGACAGCGGCACGAGCAGCAGCUCGGAUGGCGAGAGCCCCAGCGAUGCUGCCGAGGAGCCGGCGCCCCCCCCGCGCCCAGGGCCCGGCCGCCCCCCCAAGGACCCGGCGGCGGCAGCGGCGCGCCUGGCGCAGCACAAGGCGGUGCCCGGGUACAAGCCCAAAGUGGUGUACAACGCCCUGUGCGGCAUCUGCCUGAAGGGGCGCGAGAACAACCGCAAAGGCAAGGCCGAGUCGCUGGUGCAUUGCUCGCAGUGUGAGAACAGCGGCCACCCAUCGUGCCUGGACAUGAGCAACGAGCUGGUGGCCGUCAUCAAGACGUACCCGUGGCAGUGCAUGGAGUGCAAGACGUGCGUGGUGUGCGGACAGCCGCACCACGAGGAGCAGCUCAUGUUCUGCGACAAGUGCGACCGCGGGUACCACACGUUCUGCGUGGGGCUCGACCACAUCCCCAUGGGUCGCUGGAACUGCGCGACGUGCGAGGCGAAACCCGUCAACCCCAAGAAGACGGCAAAGCGCGGCAAGAACGGCAAGGACAGCUGAGUGGCGCAGAAGAAGAGAGAGAGAUCCGCCGUUCCCCUACCCUCCUCGCUCCCCUCGACUACCCCUCCCCAUCCCGCCCACUCUGCAACCUCCUCCUCGUGCCCGGCAAUGCCGCCCCGGGAGACGUAAUCAGGUGGUGAUGUGCGUAACCUCAGGGAGCCGAGCGGUGAACCGCGAGACUUUAGGGCAACUCUGUGAACCGCCGCUCGUGUCGGUCGCACCGAUCCUUAGAAAUCAAGGUUGUGGCCCAGAACUUUCUCCGGUUCCGUUAGUGCCAGCACCACGACCACCGCCGCCACUACCACCCACACCCCCUCCCCUAGAUGCUGGCGAUGACGAGGGUGUCCCGAGCGAUCCUUGUGUACAGGUCGCGAGCUGCCGGAUAACGUGGCUCUGGCGUUUGUGACUUUUGUACCAAAAAUGAGCCGAUGGUGCUAUGGACGUCUUGAAUUCAGGGAUCCCGAUCUCCUGUUUUGGUUUUCUAAUAAAGGUUUGAACCCAAGUUUUGGAUUUUUUCACG
Molecule: messenger RNA, 3004 nt
Organism: Petromyzon marinus (sea lamprey)
Lineage: Eukaryota; Metazoa; Chordata; Hyperoartia; Petromyzontiformes; Petromyzontidae
Gene: PHF10
Product: PHD finger protein 10
Biological process (GO): chromosome condensation
Cellular component (GO): npBAF complex
Molecular function (GO): DNA binding; structural constituent of chromatin
Source: RefSeq, a predicted model, not a curated record